This is a messenger RNA of Meloidogyne enterolobii, 623 nucleotides long. NCBI's taxonomy places the organism in Eukaryota, Metazoa, Nematoda, Chromadorea, Rhabditida, Meloidogynidae. The record is from the annotation of a GenBank genome assembly.
CUAAAAUGGCAAAUAAAAAGGCUAGGAAAGCAAGGAAAACAAAGAAAAAUUUAAUUGAGGAGAACGAUAAAAAUGAUUCCCCAAAGUCUUCAGGGACGAGUAGUUUAAAGUCGCUGAACACUGAAGUUGGUAAUAAUGAGGGGAAAAAUAAGGAACAAAUGGAACCGCCAAAGACGUUUACUGAAUUGCUUAAUGAAAAUGAUGAUGAUAAGGAGGCUGAACACCUCCCAGACAACAGGAACAAAUUGGACUUGGAGGGAAGGACUGGAUGGAUUUCCCCUGAAAGUUCUUCAAGACAGGCUAAUGAUAAUAUUGAUAAAGAUGCUGAACCAACCCCGGAAGAUGUCCGGAAGGUGAUAUCCCCUGAAGGUGAUGUUGAUUUGGCUUUUGAGGCACACAAAGCACAAAUACUCGAGGAAUUGUUUAGAGAUGAUAAUAAUCAUAAAGAGGCUGAACACAUACCGGAACCAGCCCAAGAAAAUAGCAAAGGAGUGGAGGUGGUUGACUUGACCUCAGUUCCGAGCCCUUCAAAUCAAUCGCCAAAUCAUCUGCCGGACAAUACCACCAACGGUGCUUUUUACUUUUAUCAAAAAUUUUCAGUUCGGAUGGGAAAAGAAAGAUAA